AUGAUACCUUACUUAAUACGUACGUAUUUUGAUAAACCACCGUUAUGGCAAACAAUACAUGAAACAAAUGAGACAAAUAUAACAACAACAAACCUAAAACGACCAUGGCAUGUAAAGUCAAUCGAAUUUACAUAUAUUUAUGUAUCAGUUGUAUUUUAUUCAUGUUUAAUUCUGGCAUUAAUUUAUGCACUCAUAGAGUUAACAAAGUUAUAUGAUGAUAUCAAUAAUGUUCUAGUAUCUGUUAGUAAUAAUCCAAGAUUUAUAGAAUCAGAUGAGAAAAAACUUAUAAAUUUAAAAGAGGCAACCAAUGUUGAAUAUUUUUUGGCAAAAAUUGAAAGUUUGAUUGGACGAACACACAAACGCAAGUAUCGCCGAAAUUCUGUGGCAAUUGCAUAUGCACUCAUGAUCAUAAUUGUUCUGUCAUUAACAGCAGUGUGUCGCUUACUCAUCUAUGGUUUUGACGAGGUAUUAGAUUCAAUAACAGCAUUUUCUGUUAUUGAAGUUAUUAUUUAUUCAACAUUUACAAUUGCGUAUUUCAUCAUAUUGUCAGCAAUUAAUCAUUUAACAACACAUGUUGUUAUUGAAUUAUUAGACAGAACAAAACUUGAUUUAGCUAAAUUUAUAACAUUAUCAACAGAUAUCAAAGAAAUUGUUAAAGCACGUAAAACAAUUGAAUAUUUACGUUCAAUAAUUGAACAUGUAACAAUAAGGAAAACUAAGUAUACAGUAACUGUAUUAACUGUAGUUAUUGAUCGAUCAAGAAUUGUGCAAUUAUUAACAUUAAUUGUCACUGCAAUAGUAUCCUAUGUUGUGGCUUUGGUACAACGACAAUUACCGGAAUAA
This is a messenger RNA of Didymodactylos carnosus, 843 nucleotides long. Lineage: Eukaryota; Metazoa; Rotifera; Eurotatoria; Philodinida; Philodinidae. The record is from the annotation of a GenBank genome assembly.